UACCAGAGCUAACCUCAUAUCCUUCCCUUUCAUCGCUUGUUUAACAUAUGCUAUUAUCGUUAAAAUUUUAUUUAUAUAUCAUGUAAAUUGUAAAUAUUAACCAAAUAAUAAUAUAUUGAAUAACAUAUAAAUCUGCGAUAAGUGUCUACACUGCCAAACAUGAGUGCUCCUACAAAUCUCAAGAAACACAGUACCCACUGUCAACCAGAUGUUCAUGUAAUGGGUUGUGUUGAACGAACGCAAGGAGAUGGCAUGGAAAAUGUGACGGCAGACAAGGUUGAGAUUAAACAAAAUCGAAGUCGGCUUGGCGAAACUCUCAUUUAUCAUCCUACAAACUUGAAGCAAUUAGGAUCAACAGCUCCUGUGACUCCCACUGGUACAAUAGUGAACCUAGUGCCAAAGAACAUUAGCAAUGUAAAGCCAAACAGACGUAUUUUGCAUUCUUUAAAAUCAAAAGAACCAAAAUUUGUACCUUAUGAACCAUAUAAGGCAGCUGUUAAUCCAAUAGUGCCACUUGAAAAGAAGAACAAAAAAUUUCCCAGAAGUGAAUCAAGUAUGAAUGCCGCAAUCGCACAAGUUGCUGCGAUGAAAAUACAAGACACUGGUACAAGAGUGAAGGAUUGUGUGAAAGAAAAUGAAGAGAAGAUAUUAGAAGACGAGUGGAACAGCGAAAAACGGAUGUACGAAGCUGAAAUCCGCAAGCUGAAAGAAGAGAACAAUCAACUUGAAACUCAGUUAAAAUUUCAAGCACAAGUCAAUGGAGAAUUAAAGAACUUGCUGGUUGCUGCGGUAGGCGAAGAUUUGCAAACAAGAGUUCAUCUAUUAACCGAAGACAAGUUGCAACUUGCAAGAGCUCUUUUGAAUUCAGCUCAACGUUUAUCUACGCAUCAAGAACAAACAGAAUGGCUGGCAGGCCAAUGUGAAGUUUGGAGAAGUAAAUUUCUAGCCAGUAGUUUAAUGGUGGAAGAUUUGGCAAGAUGGAAGGCUGCACUCUGCCAAAGAACAAUAGAACUUCAAGAAACUAUGAAACGGCUAUUAGAAGAACAUACCGGUAUUCGCGAUACAUCGCUUAAAACAUACAAAAUGCUCAUGAUCCUGCGAGAGAAAUUUGAUCCUGUAGGGACAUCUGGCAAGAAACAUGGAUUAGUUAGUACUAAUAUUAUGGAUCUUGCGCAAGGAAGUUGUCAACUUGCGGAAAUUCUGAAAGUUACUUUGCUCAGUGGUAUCCCGGAUUCAGAAUUGCAAAAAGAUAUCGAUAUAACUGGUUUAGAUAUGAAAACACUUGCAGAGAACAAUGCGGAGAAGUUAUUAAUGAAUCAAAAAUUACCUAUGACUGAAAGAGAUGAUGUUGCUUGUACUGCGGUGAUGGGGGCAGCGGUUGCGGUUGGCGGGCAAAUGUUUCUUCCACGAUGUGACACUAACAAUAUGACAUGUUGCCCGCAUUGCAGUGGCGAAAUUAAACAGAUUUGAAGAAAACCCUACUUUUUAUAUCUUCCACAUAACUCUUUUUGUACUAAAUAUACCGAAUAUUUUUUAAAAUCUAAUGUUAUAACACAAUACUUUAGCUCUAUAUUUUUUUCUUUUUAUAUCUAAUUAAUUUAUAUCUAAUUAAUAUAUAGUUUAUAA
Molecule: messenger RNA, 1626 nt
Organism: Linepithema humile (Argentine ant)
Lineage: Eukaryota; Metazoa; Arthropoda; Insecta; Hymenoptera; Formicidae
Product: golgin-45
Biological process (GO): Golgi to plasma membrane protein transport; Golgi organization
Cellular component (GO): Golgi membrane
Source: RefSeq, a predicted model, not a curated record